Messenger RNA from Sycon ciliatum, 1691 nucleotides. Its product is annotated as countin-3-like. Bases 49 to 933 code for a protein of 294 amino acids. The transcript is spliced from 7 exons. The record is from RefSeq and is a predicted model, not a curated record. NCBI's taxonomy places the organism in Eukaryota, Metazoa, Porifera, Calcarea, Leucosolenida, Sycettidae.
UUUGACUUUGAGGCUUUGAGUUUGACUUGGCAGACGGUGACAUCCUGGAUGUUGGAUCGUAUUGCAGCUGUCGCUGGAAAUAGCUCUUCCUCUCCCUCUCUCUCUCUCUCCGGGGCAGGAAUGAAGUGCGCUUCGUACAUCUUCGCUGCGUUCGCAGUUCUGCUCACGGCAGGCCAUGCACUGGCUGUCCACCACGAACGGCAAAGCCGUGCGUCGUAUGAUGGCUUGAUUCUCAGUAGUCCCGUGCAGUCUCCGACGUUCGACCUGUGCCCGACGUGCAUCGAUUUCUCUAGCCAGGCCUUGGGAAGGCUGCGGGAGAUUGUACUCCACCACGGGUUCGAGACAUGCGCGGCUGUUUCCGAUGCUCUCGCAGCUCACACAGGGAACAGGGACCUCGGCCUUGUCUGCAAUCUGCUCUGUGCUCAUGUCGGUGUCGGGCAGUUCCUGGAAGUCAUUGAACAUCCCAAACUGGAUCCAAUCAACUUCUGUGAGCUGCUGGGAGUGUGCAGGAUGGUAAAGAAUGGCGAUGCCAAGAUCACCAGUCUUGAGGUGCACCCUGCAUCUGGACACCAGGCUGGAAAAAUGUUUGCCAUUGCAUAUAGCUGGACGACCAUGAAUGGCACGGGAACUGGACAAAUUGCCAUGGACAUUGCAACAGAUGAUAAACUGCCAGUCCAUUCCAGUGCGCUAAGCAUGCCUCGAAAGCCUGGCUCUUACGCCGGUGCAGCCUCCCUGUCCACAGAUACCAGCGGCCUUGGCGGCUGCGAUGCCAGCCAAGGAGGGGCAUGCCAGCAAUGGCUGCCAGGUGUAUACCAAGUCAAACUCUCUAUCUGCAAUGGAGAGUGUGACAGCAGCCAUCCACGCGAUAACGUAUACGACACUGCAGAGGCCAGUUUCAAAAUCCCAGCCGAAGCCAGCACUGGCAGGGUCUGAAGAGCUCAGCUCGAAUACCAUGUACUAUGAAGCUUCGAACAUACUGAAACGAGUUUAUAUACUAUUUUUUCACCAGUGAAUAUUUUUUUGGACAUGCAUAUUUGUAAAAUAAAUCUCUCUUUAGAGCUUAGACCCAAAUGCCAUACAGUGUAGGAACAAUGCCUCCUUUCAACGCAUAUAAUUAUGUCUUGCUUUAGGCAGUGCAGAUCAGGUCGUUCACUCUGUAACACUGAACACAGCCGUUGAUUUCUUGAACUCUAGUCUAGAACAUUACUGUAGCAAGUUAGUAACAAUGGCAAUGAUCAUACCGGUAAACGCAAUUGUUUUAGUAGUACUAGAGUAGCAGUUUUCUUGUAGACCGGAAGUAGUCCAUUGCUCCUGCAUGUACGCGGAGCUCACUCUUUCCCUUCUUUUCUACUGCGGUACUUGUUUUCAGAUCCGCUGAUUAUGAGGAAGUAGGAAUACCAUAGCAACAAUUAUUCUGUCCCUGCCCAACUCUCUUCUCGAACUCAGUGUUUCUACCGUAAGUUUUCAAAAUGCUCUACUUUUCUACCAAAAUCUACUUUUCUACCAAAAUUUUCUACUUUUCUACUUUUCUACCAAAAAUGUCUACUUUUUAAUUUCUACUGUUCAAAAUCUCCCUUCUACCUUUACCUGAAGUAUCAUUUUUGUACUGAUUUUCAGUUCAAAUAAUUUAAUGUGCUUUCUCAUGCUGGUAAACGCACGAGCAGCCAGCCAAUGGCCAACAAAUUCCAAGU